AUGACCCAAUUCGAGCCGAACUUCGCCCGAACUUUUCUCCCCACAUUCGACGAACCCCACAUCAAAAUGGUUUUCGAGAUGACGUUCAUCACUCCUUCCAACCUCACCCUUCUUUUCAACACUCCACCUCGCUCUUCCUCUCCCAUUCUUCUCGAAUCCCGUUCCGGAACCCUCCUCUCUUACACACAAACCACCUUCGAACCCACUCCUCCCAUGUCCGCCUAUUUACUUGCCGCGGGAAUUGGACCCUUCCAAUCGAUCCACCAAAACACACGUUACGGAGUGAAACUCUCCAUCCACUUUCCGCUCUGUACGCCUUUCAUUCCUCACGCACUCUCAUCGAUAGGGGCGAAUCCCCGCGAUUUUGAAUACGCUCUGGGCGUUUCAGUGCACGCCUUGGAGUUUUUCCAAUCGAACAUCGGCGAACCGUAUCCCUUCUCGCACUUACAGGUGCUUUUGGCGCCCAAUUUCGCGGCGGCCGCCAUGGAAAACUUCGGGCUCAUUCUGAUUCGCAGCGAGUAUCUCGCGAUCCCCGCGGGGGAAUCGAACGACGACCUGAAACGGCGGAUUGGCUACGUGCUGAGCCACGAAAUCGCGCAUCAAUGGUUCGGGAAUUUGGUGACGGCGCGCGAUUGGAGCGAAGUUUAUCUGCAAGAAGGCUUCGCGACGCUCCUGGGCCACCGCUGCGUGGAUUCCCGCGAUUCUUCGCUUCAGUCCACGGCGACGUUCUUCGCUGCAGAUGUCGCGGAGCUGUAUGAAUACGACGUGGAAGCGAACGCCGUGGCGAUCAAGCCGGAGCUUCUCUCCGGUAAGGACGCCGUGAAUAGUUUUUCCGCGGUUUCCUACACGAAAAGCGCGCUGCUGCUCGGCGCCAUCGAGGACGAAAUGGUGGAAAUCGGAGGUCCCGACGCGUUUCGGAAGUUCGUCAACCAGUUCGUGUGGACGUUCCGUUACAACAACGUGGGGAGUGAGGAGUUCCAGCGACUGGCGGCCUCGUUUUGCGGGGAGUUUCGGAGAGAAGCGCGCGUGGAAAUGGAGAAACUGGUGGUUUCGUGGCUGCGGGGAGCGGGAAUCCCGCGAAUUGAAGCGAUUCGCACGUCGAAAAACAAAAUUGUGCUGAUGCAGAAGCGGUUUGUGCUUUCGCAGAGCGAAUUCGAAUCGAACCGAGAGACACAGAAGCACAAUUCUCACUUUUAUGUUCCCCUUUUUAUCGAUUUGUAUCACAAUUCCACACAAAUUGGGACGCUUCAAGUCAAUUUUGCCACAAAGACGAAAGAAAUUCUUUUACCGCCUCAUGUUUCCACGUUUCUACUUCGAACUUCGAAGAACAUUCCGGCCAUUCUGAAACAAAACUCCCCCGAAUUGUUGUUUUCCUCCAUUCCAUUCGAAACUCUUUCCAAUGACACACUCAUUCGAGAGUUGCGAAGUCGAUUUUAUCUUCUACGAAAUGGAGAAGAUUCGGUUUCCACGUUUCUCCAAUUCAUCACACGUCUGAUGGCGUUUUUCGACUCUUCUCAGCAAUACCCAGUAAUUAUCAUCACACAACUUCUUUCGAUUCUAAAAGAACUUCGGCUGACUCUUCGUGAAAAUCUUCCGCUUCUCCCGCGGUUCGACGAAUGGAUUCGGCGCCUCUUCUCGUCGUACCGCGACUCUCUGCUGCAAAACAAUUGGAACGCCAUGGAUUCGUUGCAGAAAUCCGCGGGGAAAAGCACACUCUUCUUCCUUCUGUGGGUCCACGAUUCCACGACGGAAUCUUUCAUCGAUCGCCGAUUUGGCGGAAAAUCGAUCGAAUUUUUGGAGUUGGGAUAG
Blastocystis hominis is the source of this 1809-nucleotide messenger RNA. RefSeq lists its product as hypothetical. Gene Ontology annotation, cellular component: cytoplasm. Gene Ontology annotation, molecular function: peptide binding; metalloaminopeptidase activity; zinc ion binding. Gene Ontology annotation, biological process: peptide catabolic process; proteolysis. Lineage: Eukaryota; Bigyra; Opalinata; Blastocystidae. The transcript has 3 exons. Bases 1 to 1809 code for a protein of 602 amino acids. The record is from RefSeq and is a predicted model, not a curated record.